AUGGCCAGUACGCUCAAAGACAACUGGACUAACAUCAUGGCCUAUCGCGGAACGGUGUUCACGGAAGACUUUGUGGACGACCUCUGCCGGUUCGUGGAUCCCAUUACCGACACCCUGAGACGCGUCGACAAUAAAGAUAAACUCGACACAGAUCCCCCCGAUGCAAAUGAUGUGCUCCAGAUCCUGAAAGCAAUCAAUUUCGAUCCUUGGGUGGAGGACCUUUUCACAGACGCGUUCAAUGCCGUUGGCCCCGUGCUGAUGAUGUCAAUUCACGUGUUGGUGAUUAACUGUCUAAUGCAUAACCCCGACGCGUUCGCAGAGCGCACCGUCCGAGCUCCAACGGCCGAAAAGUUCAAGGUUGAUCCCACAUUUAAGAACAUGAUGAAAUAUCUCAUCGACCAGAUCUUGAUGAGGCGGCGCACGGUCAAACGAACAACCAACAAUUGGGAUUCUGCGGCAUACUUGCAAGAGGAGGAGGAGGACACCCAGCAGCAGCAGCCCAGCAGAUCGCGAAGAACCCUCACGCAUCCAAAUCCAACAAGUCGUGAAUCAUCUGCUGGACCAUCAACACCAAGAAGACAUGUGCCUGUGCCCUCCACCUCAACAGAGAGAGGUACCACUUCAAGGAGACGUCGAAUGUCCCUUGAAGUCAGUGGCAUCACUGCGCUACCCCAGACAGACGACGAAGACGACCAACCGCUGGCGAGACCCAGGCAGAAAACAAGAUCUCUGCCCAGCCCUGUAG
Messenger RNA from Porites evermanni, 745 nucleotides. The record is from the annotation of a GenBank genome assembly. NCBI's taxonomy places the organism in Eukaryota, Metazoa, Cnidaria, Anthozoa, Scleractinia, Poritidae.